Xylaria bambusicola is the source of this 1095-nucleotide messenger RNA. Its product is annotated as heterokaryon incompatibility protein-domain-containing protein. The transcript has 6 exons. Bases 1 to 1095 code for a protein of 364 amino acids. NCBI's taxonomy places the organism in Eukaryota, Fungi, Ascomycota, Sordariomycetes, Xylariales, Xylariaceae. The record is from RefSeq and is a predicted model, not a curated record.
AUGAUACUUGCUGGCUUAAUUGUAUCAUCCAUUGCCGACCACCAAACCCCGCACUCUGCGCCGCACACAUGUCCUUCCUCGUUUCGUGCACUCACCCCUCUUCAACAUAAGUCCCGCAACUCAAAAUCUUUCAAAGAAUAUGAUACAUCACAGGACCGCAUAUCUGCAAGCAUGUGGCUGAUCAACGUCGAAUCAAUGAAGCUUGAAGAGUUCACGCCACCAGAUUUACCGACCUAUGCAAUAUUGUCUCAUACUUGGGAAGAUAACGAAGUUACGUUCCGGGAGUUCAAAAAGAGAAAAUAUGAUAAGAAUAAAGCCGGAUUUGUCAAGAUUAAAAAGACAUGCCAGUUAGCCGCUGCCAAGAGCAUCAAGUACGUUUGGGUUGAUACUUGUUGCAUCGACAAGUCAUCGAGUGCCGAGCUCUCGGAGGCUAUCAACUCUAUGUUUGAUUGGUAUAGGUUGUCUGCCGUUUGUUUUACCUAUCUGUCAGACCUCCCAGCAAGUUCUAUACUGGUAUGCCGCUGGUUCACAAGGGGUUGGACGCUUCAAGAGCUGCUUGCCCCUGAUAUAUUGGAGUUCUAUGAUAGGGAGUGGAACUUCAGGGGUCGCAAAACAGAAUCAGUGGUGAUGCAACAACUAUCGACUAUGACUGGCAUUCACAACAUGGAAGUCUUUCGAAAUCGCGAUGCGAUUCGCAAGACUGUAGUGGGAGAGAGGAUGUCCUGGGUUUCUAAGCGACAAACGAAAAGACUCGAGGACAUUGCAUAUUGUCUUCUAGGUAUUUUUCAGGUAAAUAUGCCUAUGCUAUAUGGGGAAGGUAUGCGAGCUUUUCAGCGCCUACAGGAAGAGAUUAUCAAAUCAAGCACCGACAUGUCACUUUUCUGCUGGAGGGGAACAGAAAACGAAUUUCUUUGUCGUGGUAUUCUGGCGCACUCGCCUGCUGAAUUCGCCACAUACCAUGAAACUUCUCAAAACCUUCGAGAUAAUUAUGACCAAACUUACAGCUCGUAUCUCAAGGGAUCGCUCCCUGAGUUCUCAGUUACUAAUAAAGGUGUCCGCAUUGAGGCCGACGUGUCCCUAGGAAGCUACAAGUGA